This is a messenger RNA of Plasmodium knowlesi strain H, 3444 nucleotides long. Its product is annotated as conserved Plasmodium protein, unknown function. NCBI's taxonomy places the organism in Eukaryota, Apicomplexa, Aconoidasida, Haemosporida, Plasmodiidae. The transcript has 2 exons. The record is from RefSeq and is a predicted model, not a curated record. The coding region runs from base 1 to 3444 and encodes 1147 amino acids.
AUGGCAUCGUCCCAAAUACGUCAGUUUGCCACCCUCAUAGAUCAGCUGCCCUGUGAAGCUGAUGAGUACAACCUGAUGGAAAAUUUCGAGAAUUACAACAAUUGUUUUGAAAGCUCUACGAAUAAUAAUAAGGGAAAAAAGACUGAUUCAUUUUCCCCCCUUAACUCCAACUUAAACGAUUAUAUAAAAAAUAUAUCGAAAGGUCAGGUGAACCCUAACGGGAGCAUCACAAAUAAUAGGAUGAAAAACUCCAUUUCGUCAAACGGUGAUGAUAGUUCGAAUAUAGAAAAUAAUACCAAUACGCAAAAUAAAAACAGUGAAGAAGAAAGUCUGAUGAGGUGCAACGGGAACAAUUUAAACAAAAACGAAUCCAACUCAUUCAUAAAGAAUGACCCCGUAGCAUAUUUCGAUAAACAAAAUAUGCUUUACGAAAAUGAUGUAGAUGUAAAUGCCAUGAAGAGCUACGAUGAACGCAACGCUCUAUUUAUCUAUGAUAACGAUUUGACUAGAGAUGAGCAGAGCAAUUACAUCGAGACGCUGAAUAGCGAAAUGGACAACAGGGGUUGUGAGUACGACGAAAGCAGCGAUAUAUCGGCGUGCAAGAAAAACGUGAUUGAAAUUAUCCACUGUAACAAUGAAUGUCUGACGGACACGAAGUUCGUCAGUGAUAGGAGCGGCGCUAGCCACAAUGGUAGCACCGGAGGCAAAAGUAGCGGAAGCGGCAAUAACGGGGCGGGAAAUACAGAUCAUUGGAACAAGAAUGGUGACGCAUCGCUGUAUAAGUUUAGCACUCCCUUCAACGACACAGCAUGCGAAGAGAAUGACGAAAAUAUCGUUUACAGGUACAGCCCCAACACCAUGCCCUCGAAUAAUGAUAGUUAUGGAAUCAAAAAGAAGGCCACCAAUUUUACAAAUGGUUCCCUUCCGAACAAGGAUGAGGAGCACGAUGCAGAUCAUUCAUUCCACAACAGCAAAAACCUUUCCCUCUCAGGAGGAGAGAGAAAAAAGGAAAGUCUUCAGGAUACAGCUCCGUUGGUCGAAGGCAAAGGAGAAAAUCACGAAAUAAAAGAUGAACGAAUGCAUGAAAAUACAAGUAUUAACAACACGCAAAAGUGUGACCAGAACAAUAGCAAACGGAAGGGAAAUAAGAACGCCCAGGUAAAAAACACCAUUGAUGAAAACUCAACGGUCAUUGAAUAUAAGGACUUUUGCGAUAUGGUAAAAAAGUGUGACGAAGUUAAUAAAAAUAUUUUAUUCUCCAAAAAGGCAAAGGUAAUCAAAUUGGACGCCAACAAAUCCCUGAUUAUUUUUCCUGUGAAUAUUCAUGAUUAUGGAGACAAGUACAUUGCAGUGAACCAGAAGGAUCUGCUCGAGUACAUAUCAUCAUCAAUAGAAAUUGACAACGAAGACUUAUCUUCCCUGAAAAUAAAAAAUUACCAAAAAGAAAAAGAGCUUCAAAAUAUGAAAGCAGCCUACAGUAUGCAGACAACCAAUAUUCACUACCUCAUCAACAGGGUAAUAUUCAAAGAAUGUGAGUAUGAAAACUUGAAGAACAAAAGUUUGACAUUGGAACAGGAGAUAAAUAAAUUGAUCCAGGAAAUUAACUCUUUAAUCAGUCAGAACAAGGAAGGGUUGUACAUGCAAAAGGCAUUUAUUGAUUAUAAGUGCAAAUGUGUGUUGAAGUUACAAGAGCUGCAACCUCUUCUAGGGGAAUACUAUUACGACAUUUUUAAUUACAUCACAUCAUGUAGAACAUUAGGACAAUUAAGCAUCUGGAUUCCUGUUUUUGAAACAAGAACAGAAUCUCUGGAAACUAUUGCAAAUAAUUUAAUUAAAAUUAUGCUAAAUGGAUUAGGUGCUCCUUUCAAUUCAUCACCUCAGUAUUUCCUGUCAAACAAAAAAUUAUUGAAGAAGUCCAUAUCUAUAGAAUCCGAAGAAGACAGCUAUAUUAACAAUAUAGCUAAAAGGAAAAUCAUAGAUAAUUAUUUACUCAACCAUUUUAAUAGCUUCAACACGACAAAGGAAAAUAAUUCACACUUUUCAAACUGUCAUUCUUUAUGUGUAAACAGUGAGGAAUCAUCCUCCUUCCUAGGAACAGAAGAAUUGUUCCUCAAUUCGUCCAAAUUCCCCUCCAUGCAUUCAGUGGUACAAAAGGGUGGAGUCAAUAGUAACGUCAAUCGUAACAUCGUUCGUAACAUCGUUCGUAACAAUAGCAGUAGCAAUAAUAACGGAUGGAGGAAAAAAAACAGAAGAGAAAAUUUUCUGAACAAACUGAACAGAUCGAACACUACACCAGAGCGCUUCUGUGUUAGUAAGGAGUCCUACACCAAUAGUGAUGCCCAUAAUAUCAGAAAUGGACGUGACUUUCCCGCCACUUAUAUGCAGGAACAGGCCCAUAAAAUAGAUGCUACUUUGAUGUCAGAUGAAAGACAUCCUCUUAAGCGCAAGCAGGGGGGAAGUAGCUAUGAGGAGAAGGAAAUGAAAAAGAUAAAAUCCAUUGGUAAGGAAUGUAGUAUUAUAAAUGACUUGUCCAAUGACACACUCGAUGGAGGCAAGGGUGAACGUAUCGAGGUGGGAUUGAUGAGCAAAGGGGAAGAGUCCUCACGCUUACAGAAACCAUUUAGAGAAAGUAAAUCCAACAAGGGCCACAGAACUGAGACGAAUGUAUACACCGAAACAAGAGACAAAUUGACGGAGGAGCCAUACACGAAAGAUUGGUGCCAGAAGAUACAUGAGCACGAAUAUGACUUGCAAAAUGAAGGAAAUGAAGAUGAUGAUAUGGUCGAUGUUUAUAACAGUAUGGUCGAAGGUAAGUCAGCACUCACAUGUUGGCAGAGGAGUCAAAAGGGGGGGAGCGAAAAUGAGGCAUUUGACGAUCUAAUGGAGAUAGUCCGAAUUGACAAAAUAGGGGACGGCACCACCCUCCCAAAUGUGGGCGACGAAAGGGAGAGUGCAGCUAGCAGUGUCGUAGAAGUUGCAUCCGAUGGGAGAGAAGUACCCAAGGGGCGACCGGUCUGCGGGGCGGAGCCCCAAAUGUGCAUAAACAUAGAUACGGACAUGGAGGCGGAAAUGGAAGAAGAGAUAGACGUUGAAAUUGAACCCGAAAUGGAGGCGGAUCUCAACGCAGGGGCGGACGCAUUCAUGAAUUGUCAACCAGUCAAACGCAAUAGCGCGCAACCUUCCACCCACGUGAAACGAAAGAGUGGUGCAGAAUUAGAGAUAUUAAACAAAAGCGAACGAGAAUACGAAUUCGGGAACAAAAAGGGCAAUGUUGAAGAAAGGGGAAAGGAUGCAAAAUGCGCACCGAAGAAUCAGAAAAGAUCAAGUGAAGCUAUGAAGCAAAAGCGAUUGAAGGAUCUGGAUAGUACUGUGGAGGAAAGGGGACAAGACACAAAGAAAAAAAAAGUAAAGAGCAAAGGGAAAGUAGAGACAUGUCAUAGUUAA